Messenger RNA from Nannospalax galili (Upper Galilee mountains blind mole rat), 1027 nucleotides. RefSeq names its product endothelial cell specific molecule 1 (gene Esm1). The coding region runs from base 1 to 558 and encodes 185 amino acids. The record is from RefSeq and is a predicted model, not a curated record. Gene Ontology annotation, cellular component: extracellular region. The transcript has 3 exons. Lineage: Eukaryota; Metazoa; Chordata; Mammalia; Rodentia; Spalacidae.
AUGAAGAGUCUCUUACUACUGACCACGCUCCUGGUACCUGUGCACCUGGCCGUGGCCUGGAGCACCAAGUACGCGGUGGAUUGCCCAGAACAUUGUGACAACAGUGCAUGCAGAAGCAGCCUGCGCUGCAAGAGGACAGUGCUGGAUGACUGUGGCUGCUGCCAGGUGUGUGCUGCUGGGCCUGGAGAAACCUGCUACCGCACGGUCUCGGGCAUGGACGGCGUCAAGUGUGGCCCUGGGCUGAGAUGUCAGUUUUAUAGCGAGGAGGAUGAUUUUGGUGACGAAUUUGGUAUCUGCAAAGACUGCCCCUAUGGCACCUUCGGGAUGGAAUGCAAACAGACCUGCAACUGCCAGUUGGGCAUAUGUGAUAGGGUGACUGGAAAGUGUCUGAAUUUCCCUUUCUUCCAGUACUCAAUCACCAAAUCCUCCAGCAGAUUUAUAUGCCUUCUCAUUUCAGAGCAUGACGUGGCAUCUGGAGACGGCAAUGCAGUGAGAGAAGAGAUCGUGAAAGGGAAUGCUGCUCGGUCCCCUGUGAUGAAAUGGUUAAACCCACGCUGAUCCUAAGUGGGGCUACCAAGUGAAGGCUUUCUAAAAAUGUGAUCAACACUCAGCCAACAUUUUAAGAACUGUCUAGAGCAUAGACUAUGGACAUGUAAUUUUUGGAGAUCAAAUGUGAUUCAUCGGGAAAUCAGAAGAAUAGGCUAUAUACAAUGCACAAAAGACAUAUGACUGAACACUUUUAGAUAUUUGUUAAAUAUUUAAAUGCAUAUAGAUCUGUUAAACGUGUGUGUAUACUAUCACCAAGGAACUAAAAGAUGAUCUUACAAGGGCCAAAACGUGACCUAAUCGAAGCUGAAGACCACAGGGAACCCAGGAGUUCUUUGACUUAGAUGUACAUUCUUGCUGAGAUACAGGCAGAUAAGGUGCAAGAGUGGGUAGGGAUGAUGGUAAAUGUAGGAAGUGGUAAUAUCUGAUUCUUCCUCAUGGUAGCUUCAAUAAUUUUUUUUAAUUUUGCGGAGAGAAAAAA